Messenger RNA from Kwoniella botswanensis, 1023 nucleotides. RefSeq lists its product as uncharacterized. NCBI's taxonomy places the organism in Eukaryota, Fungi, Basidiomycota, Tremellomycetes, Tremellales, Cryptococcaceae. The record is from RefSeq and is a predicted model, not a curated record. The coding region runs from base 1 to 1023 and encodes 340 amino acids. Gene Ontology annotation, molecular function: NAD binding; oxidoreductase activity, acting on the CH-OH group of donors, NAD or NADP as acceptor. The transcript is spliced from 6 exons.
AUGGCAGUCUCUACCACGAACAAACGAAAGAUUCUAGGGGUCGGCCCGGGUGCAGGUGCUAUCGAAGAAUUCAAGCAAUUAUGUGAGGACUACGAGGUGCACAUGGUCAAUAGAGGCCCGAGAGAUAAGGUCAAAGCUGAGAUCAAGCGAUUGUGCGAGACCGAAGGACCCUUUGAGGCCGCAUUCUUGUUUUUCGCGAAUGGAACCUACGCACCUAUGGACGAAGACUUGCUGGGCCCUCUAUGGCAGAACGGAAAUAAGGUUGGCUGCUUCGCUCAAUGCGGAACAGGUUAUGACAAUGUUAGAGUGAAUGACAUAACGGCACAUGGUUGUUACUUCACCAAUACCCCGGAUGCGGUCACGCUGGCAACUGCGGAUUUCACCGUUCUGCUCUUCCUAUCGGUUUUGAGGGGUUUGACCAUGGCGGAGAGAGCAGCUAAUCUGGGCAAGAACCACGCGGAAGUGGAGUUGACUGUGGAUCCGGCGGGUUUGACGUUAGGUGUCAUUGGUCUCGGUCGGAUAGGCAAGGACUUCAUCAAGAAGUGUCAGGCGUUCGGAAUCAAUGCAAUUUACCACACCAGAAACCCGCUUUCCGCCGAGGAAGAAGCAAAGCUCGACGUAAAAUACGCAACGAGGGACGAGCUGUGCAAGGAGGCAGAUGUUAUAGCCGUCCUGACGCCUCAUACGCCGGAAACAUUCCAUAUUCUGGAUCACGAGCAAUUCGCCAUGAUGAAAGAUGGAGUUUUCAUCAUUAACAGCUCGAGAGGGCCAACAAUCAACGAGGAGGCUCUCAUCAAUGCAUUGAAGAGCAACAAGGUGAAGAGAGCCGCGUUGGAUGUCUUUGAGAACGAACCUGCAAUUCCGGAGUACUUCAAGAACAACCCAAGGGUCACCAUAACUCCACAUGUGGCUGCUUAUACCAAAGGAACAAUCUAUAGAGGUGAAAGAGACGCGAUGGCGAAUGUGAGGGCAUUCUUUGAGCAGGGGCAUCCGAAUACACCCGUGAAUGGACCUUUCCAGUAA